Molecule: messenger RNA, 744 nt
Organism: Triticum aestivum (bread wheat)
Lineage: Eukaryota; Viridiplantae; Streptophyta; Magnoliopsida; Poales; Poaceae
Product: guanine nucleotide-binding protein alpha-1 subunit-like
Exons: 6
Coding region: 1-744 (247 amino acids)
Biological process (GO): adenylate cyclase-modulating G protein-coupled receptor signaling pathway
Cellular component (GO): cytoplasm; heterotrimeric G-protein complex
Molecular function (GO): guanyl nucleotide binding; GTPase activity; G protein-coupled receptor binding
Source: RefSeq, a predicted model, not a curated record
AUGGCGACUCCACAAAGACUGCUCCGCUCUCCAGAACCCUCAACCACGUGCUCUCCGACCACCACUCCCUCCUCCGCUCCAACUUCGCUGCAUCGCUGCGCUCCACAUCACCAUGCCAACGAUACUGAAGUUAAGCGGGCAGUUUGUCUCUCUGUGCACACCCCAUGGAGAGACAAAAUAGGCGGAGAGGUGUACAGGCUGUACGACGUAGGGGGUCAAAGAAGUGAGAGGAGGAAGUGGAUUCAUCUCUUUGAAGGUGUUAACGUCGUUAUAACUUGUGCAGCCAUUAGAGAGUACGAUCAUUUGUUACUUGAGGACAAGACGCCGAACAGAAUGAUGGAGACCAAGGAGCUGUUCGACUGGGUGUUAAAGCAAAGAUGUUUGGAGAAAACAUCAUUCAUGCUGUUCCUCAACAAAUUCGACAUAUUCGAGAGGAAAAUACAAAAGGUCUCUUUGACCGUGUGCGAGUGGUUUAAAGACUAUGAGCCGAUUGCGCCUGGCAAAGUACAGGAUGUGGAACAUCCCUAUGAGUUUGUGAAGAAGAAGUUUGAGGAGGUCUUCAAGAGCAGCAAGCACGACCAUAUUGACCGGGUGUUCAAGAUCUAUAAAACGAUGGCGUUGGACCGGAAACUUUUAAAGAAGACGUUCAGGCUGAUCGACAAGAGCAUGAGACGCUCAAAGGAGGGAAACAGGAGCGUGAUUGAUCAUUCUGUGCUUAAAUUUAAGUGGAACUUUUCUCACUAA